Messenger RNA from Suhomyces tanzawaensis NRRL Y-17324, 510 nucleotides. RefSeq lists its product as uncharacterized. Gene Ontology annotation, cellular component: mitochondrion. Lineage: Eukaryota; Fungi; Ascomycota; Pichiomycetes; Serinales; Debaryomycetaceae. The record is from RefSeq and is a predicted model, not a curated record. Bases 1 to 510 code for a protein of 169 amino acids. Gene Ontology annotation, biological process: mitochondrial respirasome assembly. The transcript is spliced from 2 exons.
AUGUCUUCCAAGCUCCCAUCCUCCUUCGAUGGGCUUAGUCCCGACGACCAGGAAUUAAAUGUCGUCCAGCGAAUCAAAGCCAAAUGCUUGGAACAGCCAGGGGUUCCUUUGGGAUCACUUGCAACCGCAGGAGCGGUUGUAUUGGCAGCCAGAUCGAUGAAGAGAGGCGAAAAGAUCAAGACCCAGGUAUACUUCCGGUACAGAAUCGUGUUCCAAGGGAUCACGUUGAUUGCAUUGGUUACAGGAGGGCUCUUGUACCAGAAGGAAAGUCAAGAGCAAAAGAUCGAGAGAGAAGAGGCGCUCAGAGAGAAGGCCAAACAGAGAGAGAAGUUGUGGAUCGAGGAAUUGGAAAGAAGAGACGCUAUAAUCAAGGAGCGGAAGAGAAGAUUGGAGGAGUCCAAGGCCGAAUUGAGGCAGGUGGCCAAGGAAGGCUUCGAGCAAGAGAGGGACCAGGACAGAGCCCUCGAGGAGAAAAUCCGGUUGAAGGAGCAGAACAACAACGAAAAGUAA